Conger conger (European conger) is the source of this 882-nucleotide messenger RNA. RefSeq names its product indolethylamine N-methyltransferase-like. The record is from RefSeq and is a predicted model, not a curated record. The transcript has 3 exons. Gene Ontology annotation, cellular component: cytosol. Gene Ontology annotation, molecular function: N-methyltransferase activity. Lineage: Eukaryota; Metazoa; Chordata; Actinopteri; Anguilliformes; Congridae. The coding region runs from base 91 to 882 and encodes 263 amino acids.
UCUUACUGUUAUUGGAUAAACGUCGUUUGUGAAUCCCAUCAAUAACUUUAUUUGAAACACAAGCACUGAGAAACGCACAGUAACACAACUAUGGCUGACUCAGACCACGUAACAUUUACAGAAGGCACAUUUUACCAGGGACAUUUUGACAGCAGAGCAUACAUAAAAAAUUACUUAACGGUUAGCGGUGAAUGCCCUAAGGUUUUGGCUUUCCUUCUACGCUGCCUGCACGAGACAUUUGCAUCAGGAAAUCUCAAGGGCAAGAAGCUGAUCGAAAUAGGAUGUGGACCUACAGUCUAUUGUUUAAUAAGUGCCAGCAAAUACUUUGAAGAAAUGGUGAUGUCAGACUUUACCGACUGCAAUCGCCGAGAGGUUGAGAUGUGGCUGAAAAAUGAGGAGGGCUGUUAUGACUGGCGUCCCGUCAUCCAGUUUGUCUGUGACCUGGAAGGCAGAAGCAGGUCACCAGAAGAGGUGGAGCAGAGGAUGAGGCAGGCAGUGAAGCAGGUGCUGAAAUGUGACGUUCGAGAGAAGAACCCUUUCCACCCUCUGACCAUGGAGCCGGCGGACUGCAUAGUGUCCAGUCUGUGUCUGGAGUCAGCCUGCAAGGACCAGGAGACGUACCGCCGGGCUCUGGGCAGUAUCGCGGCUCUCAUUAAACCUGGGGGUGCACUUGUGCUCAUUGGGGUCCUCAAUGAGACCUUCUACCUCGUGGGGCAGCACAGGUUCUCCUGUCUGGUUCUCAGUCAGAGCAUAAUUGAGGAGAUUCUACGCGACCUGGGCUUCUCCAUCAAGCAGGUCAACAUCCAGUUAACGGAUGGGAGCGAAAAAGAGUUCUGUGAUGCCGAGUCGUUUUUUCACCUGGUUGCUCACAAAACAAAAUAG